GAGCGGGCUGGGGGGAGAGAGCCCGAGAGCAGGGUUCAGUGCCUUUUCCUCUGUCCCCAGCCGGUGCCCGGAGCCCCCCUCCCCUUCCUCCCCACCCCCUCCCCUCCCCAGCCCUGCCCUCCCCCUUGUCCCGGGAUCGCUCCGUCGCACCCACCAUGAUGGAAGACGACGGGCAGCCCCGGACUCUAUACGUAGGUAACCUCUCCAGAGAUGUGACAGAAGUCCUUAUACUUCAGUUAUUCAGUCAGAUUGGACCCUGUAAAAGCUGUAAAAUGAUAACAGAGCAACCCGAUAGCAGAAGGGUCAACUCUUCUGUUGGAUUUUCUGUUUUGCAGCAUACAAGCAAUGACCCAUAUUGCUUUGUGGAAUUUUAUGAACACAGAGAUGCAGCUGCUGCAUUAGCUGCUAUGAAUGGGAGAAAAAUUUUGGGAAAGGAGGUCAAAGUAAACUGGGCAACAACACCAAGUAGCCAGAAAAAAGAUACUUCCAAUCACUUCCAUGUGUUUGUUGGGGAUUUGAGUCCAGAAAUUACAACAGAAGAUAUUAAAUCAGCAUUUGCCCCCUUUGGUAAAAUAUCGGAUGCCCGAGUAGUUAAAGACAUGGCAACUGGAAAAUCCAAAGGCUAUGGUUUUGUAUCUUUUUAUAACAAACUGGAUGCAGAAAAUGCAAUUGUGCAUAUGGGAGGUCAGUGGUUGGGUGGUCGCCAAAUCAGAACCAAUUGGGCCACACGUAAACCACCUGCACCUAAAAGUACACAGGAAAAUAACACUAAGCAGUUGAGAUUUGAAGAUGUAGUAAACCAGUCAAGUCCAAAAAAUUGUACUGUGUACUGUGGAGGAAUUGCUUCUGGAUUAACAGAUCAGCUAAUGAGACAGACAUUCUCACCAUUUGGACAAAUUAUGGAAAUAAGAGUUUUUCCAGAGAAGGGCUAUUCAUUUGUCAGAUUUUCAACCCAUGAAAGUGCGGCCCAUGCCAUUGUUUCGGUGAAUGGUACUACAAUUGAAGGGCAUGUUGUUAAAUGCUAUUGGGGUAAAGAAUCUCCUGAUAUGACUAAAAACUUCCAACAGGUCGACUAUAGUCAGUGGGGCCAGUGGAGCCAAGUUUAUGGAAACCCACAACAGUAUGGACAGUAUAUGGCAAAUGGGUGGCAAGUGCCGCCUUAUGGAGUAUACGGGCAACCAUGGAAUCAACAAGGAUUUGGAGUAGAUCAAUCACCUUCUGCUGCUUGGAUGGGUGGAUUUGGUGCUCAGCCUCCACAAGGACAAGCUCCUCCCCCUGUAAUACCUCCUCCUAACCAAGCUGGCUAUGGUAUGGCAAGUUACCAAACACAGUGAGCUGGGACUCUAAACAAAAUUGUAAUUCAUGAUAGCUUCAGUUUCCUGUGACACUCUGAAGACAUGAAAGUAGACAUCGGAAAAUGAAAAUAUUUAUUUUAAAAAUUGAAAUGUUUGGAACCUUUAGCACAGCUUUGCUUUGGUGAAGGACACAUGUCUUCUAGUUCUGCCUUUUUAAGUUUUUGUUCAUGAUGGAUAUGAACAUGAUUUUUCUUUGUGUACAAAAACUAAAAUAAAGUCAAUAAAGACAAUUCUGACUACAAAUUUUGAUAUAAUAGGAGAAAUGGGUAAUACAUUUUGAUUCUUAGAUACUAUUCCAUUUUUAUCUUGCUGUUCAGUAUUUUAACUCACUGUGUUUUUAAAAGAGCAAAAAAGGGAGGAUCGUGAAAAACUGGGAAUCACAUAUAAGUUCAUCCUGAACCUUGAUACUCCCUUCCCCUACCCUGAGGUGGACCACAUUUGAAGUCAGCAGGAAAAAAUGUGAUAUUGAGAAGAAGUACAUGAUUUUGGAGUCGCUUUGGAGGAAAUACUUUCUCUAUGACUAAAGAAACUGAAGCCAGACUGAUAAAGAAAUUUUGCAACCUAAAUAAGGAACAGCAUUGUCUGAGUUAACUUGAGCGAAUGUUGGUGGUCCACAUUAAGACAUAUUUUUAAAACUUUAAAAAGUGUUGAUUAUUAAAACUGUAGUAAAUUACAUUUCAUUUGGGGGGGAAAAUUCCAAGUAUGGUGUUUGUAUUAAAGUCAGACAGUCAUACUUGUGCUUUUACAUGAAGUUUAAAUGAUAUGCAUUGUAAAUAUUGAAUAACACAGUGUUUAAAAAGCAUGCUUCAACAUAGAAGUAGCAAGCAAUGUAAUUAUUUGAAGUAACACUUAACACACUCCACUGCAUUGAAUGCAAUGGAUUGAUAAGAAUGUUUAAGACUGACAUUUCCAAGGUUGGCUACUAUGUAAAAUUAAAAUUAUACAAAUUACUAUACAGAAAAAGCCUUAAUUUUAAUUUCAUAUAAAUCUUUGAUGCAUUAGCACAUUUUAAAAUGUCACUGGAAUUAAAUUUUUUUUUGUUGUUGCUUUGCAUCACUUGGUAUGUAAAUACCUUAAUUAAAACCUUGUAAACCUAUUUCAAGGUUCCUAUAAGUUGUAUAGUACAGUGUUUUUAAAAAAUCUUGGGGUGUUUUUUAAAAUUAGAUAUAUUUUGCCCAAGAAUUUUUUUAAUAAGAUUGCUAAAACAUCUUAUUUAGACAGUUUGUUGUACCAAUUUAUAAUUGGAUAUUCAGCUUAAAUAGUACACAGAGUUGUGACUUUGAUUUUUAAUUCAUUUUUUCCCCUGUGGGUAGUGUGCAUGGGAUGACCAGCCUGAGCAGAGGCUGAGUUGUAUGUGUGGAGUUUGUAAAUGAAUCGAUGGGGUAGAUGUCAAGAUUGAAGUUUGCUUCUGAGGUAUUUUUCAGACUACGUGGAUAAAAUCUGCCUCAAAUUUCUGUCAUAACAGGAAUGUAAAAGAGAUAAAAUCUUAUGUAUUUGAAUUCUGACAGCUAGGGGGUGCAAAUGUUUAGGCAAUGUAUUUGAAGUGUUUUGAGGCCUGGGCACCAAACUGAGAAAACCCUUUACAGUUAAGUAGUAAGAUGCAACUAGCACCCACAAAUUACUAUUUUUUAAACUUUUGAAGUCUUAGAAUUAGCUUUAAAAUAAUGAUGGUUUUAUAAAUUGGUGACCACAAUAAUUUUGGUGUUAUUUUCCUUCUUUCCCCAUUUAGAAAUAUAGACAAAUAUAUUAAACAUGAAAAUUCACAGAGUCUGAAGUUCUUCAUCUUUGGGCCAGAUUUUUUAUGGCACUUUAGUUUUAACCACAGUAGUCAUCUAUUAUACUCUUCUGUUAUAAAAUUUACCCUUAUUUCUUUUGUUCAUGGUUAGUGUCUUUGGGGGACGUUAUGGAAAAGUUACUUUAUAUUUUUUAAGGAGAACACUCAAAUUAUAUCAAUUAUGCCUCGUAGUUAAAAAUUUCUUGAAUAUACGUGAAACUUGAACAGCUAAAGACUUUUUUUUAUAUAUAUUGAUAAAAGCCUAUUAAAUUCUCAGUUUGCCUUUUUUGGUCUGCCAGUAAAUUAAAUACCUUAUUGCGAUAACAGCUAAAUACAGCUGCAGUGUUUCCUGGUUGUAUAUUCUGUGAUUUAAUAAAAUUAUCCAGAUUA
This is a messenger RNA of Diceros bicornis minor, 3519 nucleotides long. RefSeq names its product TIA1 cytotoxic granule associated RNA binding protein like 1 (gene TIAL1). Gene Ontology annotation, cellular component: cytosol. Lineage: Eukaryota; Metazoa; Chordata; Mammalia; Perissodactyla; Rhinocerotidae. Gene Ontology annotation, molecular function: mRNA binding; DNA binding. The transcript is spliced from 12 exons. The coding region runs from base 156 to 1334 and encodes 392 amino acids. The record is from RefSeq and is a predicted model, not a curated record.